GUAUUAUGCUUUCACAUGCUGGCUGCUGUCAGAAUUGUUUUUUUUUUAACAAAAACAUUGAAUUAAGUUUAAUUUGGAUAAUUGUGCAGACCUUUUAUUAUUAUAAAUUGCUUCUUCUAAUGGCGCCGAAGAUACCUGACAGAUGGCUAGAUUACAAGUCAGUGGGCAAUCGCAUUGAUGGUACACGAUUUGUGGCUUUCAAAGUUCCCCUGAAUCCGCACGUUUUCAAUGAAAGCGAAAAGGAUAUACGUUUCGAUGUAAAAAUGUUACUUGAACAAAUACCAAAUCUUGGUGUAAUUAUUGAUCUGACUAACACGAAUCGUUACUACGAUGCUAAGUUUUUCAAACAAGAGGGGAUUGAACAUCAAAAAUUAAUGAUACCGGGCCAUGUAACGCCUGCACAAAGUCUAGUAGACAUAUUUAAAGAUUACGUCAAAAGAUUUCUACGUAAAAAUCCAGAUAAUGACAAAUUAAUUGGAGUCCACUGCACACAUGGAGUUAAUCGCACUGGAUAUUUAAUUUGCAAUUAUAUGGUAUCUGAAAUGGAUGUUAACGCCAAUGAGGCAAUAGACAAAUUUGCUUUGGCCCGAGGUCAUAAAAUUGAACGCAACAACUACUUGGAUGCUUUAAAAAAGCUCAAGGCCCACAAAGGUGAAAGCAACAGAAAAUCAUACGACAAUGAUCGUAGCAGUCCACACCAUGAGCAUUCGUCAAGAUAUGGUAAUAGAGAAAGAGAACGACAUGAAGACAGGGAUGAUAGUAGAAACAGAAAUUGGAGAUUGGGUGACAGAAAUCACCGUGACAGAAUAUCAGCCUAUAAUCAGAAUAAUAGAAAUCCUUAUAGCGGGAGAAAACAAAAGCACAGUGAUGGUGCUAAAGAUGAGCCGCCGCCGAAAAUCAUGGCUAUUAGAAGCUACGAACACUUUGGUGGCAGGCGGCAUGCUAACGACAGUUACAGUCAACAAUGCCGCCGCCAACAAGGCUAUGAGGAAAUGGAAUUCAGAAAACACAACAACAACAGCCAUAGGCAUAACAACAGUGGGGAUUAUUACCACAAAAAUAGCAGGCCGUACGAAAACCGCCAAGAUGAUCGUCCUACCACUACAAAUCACUAUCAUCAUAGAGAGGAUAAUCUUUAUCGCAAAGAUAAUCGCAAUUCCCGGAGAUCCUCUUCACCGCCAUCGUCUUCGCAGGGCCAUAAGGGCAAUAAUUCAUAUCGCAAUCGUAAUUAGCAAAAAAUUGUACAAAACUUUAAAAAGAUUUUCCAUAAGAUUUAUACAUAACACAAAAAGAGGACAAAUCAAAAAACCAGAAGUUUUAAUAAAAAACAAACCAGUCUCUCCUACAGGAUAUUGUAAGCCAA
Messenger RNA from Stomoxys calcitrans (stable fly), 1363 nucleotides. RefSeq names its product RNA/RNP complex-1-interacting phosphatase. NCBI's taxonomy places the organism in Eukaryota, Metazoa, Arthropoda, Insecta, Diptera, Muscidae. Gene Ontology annotation, molecular function: polynucleotide 5'-phosphatase activity; protein tyrosine/serine/threonine phosphatase activity. Gene Ontology annotation, biological process: protein dephosphorylation. Bases 6 to 1232 code for a protein of 408 amino acids. The transcript is spliced from 6 exons. The record is from RefSeq and is a predicted model, not a curated record.